GUGUAACAUUAUUUUUUACGCCCCCAAGGCCCAGACCAACCAAAAUCUUGGACCAAGCCCAUGGAUGCCCGAAUCAGAGCUCGGCCCAAUUCCGCUCUUGGACUUCGUCAAUAAGCUUCGUUUUAGGCCCAGCCCGAACCCUCUUGUUAUUCUACGUUUUACUACCGUUCCUUAAUUUCACUUCUCUCUCUCUCUCUCUCUCUCUCUCUCUCUCUCUCUCUCUCAUCUGAAUCUGAAGUCACAGAAGGCACCCAACUUAGGGUUUCGUCAAUGGCGACAAUGGCCGGGCGUCUGAGAUCAGGCCUUCCUUUUCUUACCAGGGUUUUGCGGUCCGAUUCUCCCUCAACUGCUCAACAAUCCCUAUUGCGCCCUACAUUUGCAUCACGUUCUGAGUUCUUGAGGAAUUAUGCUACCCCAUCCGGGCCCAAGAUAGAGAAGAAAAUUAAGGUGCCUCUAGUAUUGUUUGGGGGCUCUGGAAAUUACGCCUCUGCAUUGUACCUUGCUGCAGUGAAAGCUAAUGCAUUGGACACGGUUGAGUCUGAGAUUCUUGACAUUGUUGAGGCUUCAAAGAAAAGCAUUACUUUUUUCCAAUUCAUGAAGGACCCGUCAGUACCUAGUCGUACAAGAGUAAAGGCUAUGCAGGAAAUCUCUUCUGAAGCAAAAUUUUCUGAUGUUACAACGAACUUUCUGGCUGUUUUGGCAGAGAAAGGGAGGCUAAAAUUCUUAGAAAGUAUAGCAAAGAGAUUUGUGGAGUUGACCAUGGCACAUAAGGGAAUUGUGCAAGCUAUUGUGACAACUGUCAUUCCCCUUCCGCCUGAAGAGGAGAAAGAAAUUAAGGAGACACUGCAGGAUAUUAUUGGACACGGGAAGAAUGUCAAGCUUGAACAGAAGAUUGAUCCUAGUAUUCUUGGUGGGAUUGUGGUGGAAUUUGGGCAGAAGGUGUUUGACAUGUCCAUAAAGACUAGGGCACAGCAAAUGGAGAGAUUCCUGCGAGAGCCUGCUAACCUCUAAAUGGUGUAGCACCCUCUCCAGUUCCCCUCGUCCAGGUUACUUCAGCAUCAAUUGUGAUCAAUGCUCCAAGGAAGAAAAGUAGCUUUUAUUUUCUUUUUAUAUUUUCUGUUUUCUUGUUUGGCUUGGGUUGCUCGUGCCCGCCCCUCCUCUUUGUAUAAUGGAUUCCAUCCAUUUGCAAAUAAAAGCUACCUUUUGUGCCCAUACACAAAGGAUCCUGAAAAAAAACCUCUGCUUUUUCUGCAUGGGUUUUCCAUCAGCACUUCUAAAAUAGCAUUCGAGAUAAGAGGGGUACAGUUUUAUUGUAAUGAUUGAUGCUGAUGAAGUCCAGCGUAACAAUUUUAUUGUCCCUCUGGUUGCUUUUCUUUUCUUGUUAACAAAGGAGCAUGUUGCUUGACCAAGAGUGAUAAGGUUCUUCCCAUAGCUGUAAUAAAAAGGGCUUUUAGAAUA
Molecule: messenger RNA, 1458 nt
Organism: Malania oleifera
Lineage: Eukaryota; Viridiplantae; Streptophyta; Magnoliopsida; Santalales; Ximeniaceae
Product: ATP synthase subunit O, mitochondrial
Exons: 6
Coding region: 271-1011 (246 amino acids)
Biological process (GO): proton motive force-driven mitochondrial ATP synthesis
Cellular component (GO): membrane
Molecular function (GO): proton-transporting ATP synthase activity, rotational mechanism
Source: RefSeq, a predicted model, not a curated record